Molecule: messenger RNA, 1110 nt
Organism: Nicrophorus vespilloides
Lineage: Eukaryota; Metazoa; Arthropoda; Insecta; Coleoptera; Silphidae
Product: adhesion G protein-coupled receptor E2-like
Biological process (GO): G protein-coupled receptor signaling pathway; cell surface receptor signaling pathway
Cellular component (GO): membrane
Molecular function (GO): G protein-coupled receptor activity
Source: RefSeq, a predicted model, not a curated record
CUUGUUUUCCGAUUUACGCAGUUUGGCAGGCACCACGUUAAUGAACUUGUUAGCAGCUCUAUUUAUGACACAGCUUUUAUAUGUUAUUGGCGUGGGAGGAGUACCGGAUCCGGAACUGUGUGUGGCCUUAGCCUUUUCUCUCCAUUAUAUCCGGCUAUGCGUCUUCUGCUGGAUGCUGGUAAUGACCCACCACAUGUACUCGCAGUUCCGAACGAACCUCCACCUUGUUCCGGUCACCGAUAACGCCAUAGGGAAGCGUUUCUUCAGAUAUUCUGCAUUCGCUUGGGGCAUUCCCGCAGUAUUCCUAACUGCCAGCAUCAUUAUUCAGUAUCACGACAAAGCGGGGAAAAUUCUGGAUACGGCCAGCCUCAGGGAGCACAAUUGUUGGUUUCUGGAUAAGAACAGCUUCAUCUUCGGUCUGUUGGUUCCAGUCGUGGUGAUGGUGGUGUUCAUCUUCUCGUACAUCAUCCGUUCCGCAGUGGUGGCCCGUUACGUGAUCAGUAUGCAAGUGGACAAGCGGAUACGUGAUAAGAUGCGAAGGAAACGCACCCUGCAGAUCGUCCUAUUUACGAAGAUAAACAUUUUACUGCUGACUGUGAUGGUGCUAGGUGCUUUGACGAAACUAAUAAAAUCGGAUACGCUAUGGAUCGCGUAUCACGUGGGCCAAGGGCUUCAGGGCAUAUUCAUCGCGAUGCUCGUCACAUGCAAUUGCCAAGUCCUGAAACUGUACAGCAAGACCAUCAAAACCAAACGGAGCAAGUACAUUCCAUCCUACGGAAAUAUUGCCGCAGAGGCCAGGAACAUCAUCAACAGAGGAUCAUCAGUUACAAAGUCGACCAGCCUCCAAUUACUCGCAUGGGAACCGUGUCCGGAUCCUGUUUAAAUAUCUCCAACGUUAUUAUUUGCAUUAAACGAGAAUUCUGAGUUAUCAUAGAUCAAGCUUCAAAUUCGGUAGUCCUGAUUGGAAUUGUUGUUCGGUUCUGGCGUUCGUAGUUCAACGCCAAAUCAUUGCAAGGUGAUAUUAAUUUCGUUACCAUAUCAAAUAUAAUCUAUCGAAUAAAAUGUACAUUUCUAUAUAAGUUAUGCGAAGCAUUUUAUAUCAAUAAAAAC